Molecule: messenger RNA, 4164 nt
Organism: Porites evermanni
Lineage: Eukaryota; Metazoa; Cnidaria; Anthozoa; Scleractinia; Poritidae
Source: the annotation of a GenBank genome assembly
AUGACAGCUGGAAUGAUCAAAGUACCGAGUAUAAUGCCCUUGCGAGUUCCGCUCGGAGGAACCGGCAGAAAAAACAUGAUCGACACUCAUACACCAAUAGAACUUCGAUCAGAAACACCAGACACUUUGAUCUAUUACACGAUUAAUGGAAUGAAGCCCGAACCUUUCAAGCAACUAGGGAUCAAGUGCACUUACAAGUACAACCGACCGUUUGUUUUGGGUCCGGGAAAGCGAACGGUAAAGGCAAUGGCAACAUCGAGUGAUGGCACAAGAGAAAGCUCCAUCGUCACGAAAACAUUUCUGGUUGAAGAGCCUGAGGGGAAAGAUGAGCUGGCAGAUGAUGUUUCUGAACUUCAACAAAGCAUGUCUUCAUCUACUGGGAAUUUAAGGGAGUCAUCUGGCACUUUGCUUGGACAGAUCCUUGAGAAUACCAAAGGGUCAAAGCUAAAAACUUCGGAGGCAUGGGGAACUGAGGGGGGUUCUAAGCGAUUUCUCACGUCAACGCCUGACAACUGGGAAGAAGUAAAAGGCUCAAGCUUCCGAAAGCCAAGGAGUGAGCCUAGAUUUACAAUGUCACGGUUUGCUUCAAAUCAGGCAAUGAUAGGGACAAUGGAUCGGUCACCUUCUGAAGUUGACGGGGAAUUGAGGGAGAGACGUGGUCCUGAGAACAGAGUUCAAGUUAGUAAGAUUCAGCAGCAGACAGAUUUUUUAAAAUGCGUCUACUGUCUAGCACCCAGACCAUCUGACCCUUAUGCGAAGUUUUGUUCUGAGUGUGGCUCUCCUAUUCCUCCGUUGCCAUCAUCCCGACUCCCUCCACCAGAGGGUGGACAGCUUGGAAUGUGUGUCUCCUGUCACUCAUUAGUGCCAUUAAACACACCCACUUGUAUCAUCUGUGAGGCACCCAUCUCACCCCAGCGUCAACCACAGGCAAGCAAGAAAUUAGCGCAUAAGUUAAUGUGUUCAGUAUGUGGCACAGGAAACCCACCUGACUUGAAAGUUUGUGUCACCUGUGAAUCAAGGCUUCCUUAUAAUGCCAAACAAAUAUUUACUGGCACUAGUGCGCCCCCAAGGCCAAAGGACUCGAUUAGUAGCAUCAUGACAUGUUCCAAGUGCUCUCGGGUAAACAGCAGCGAUGCACGCUUUUGCGACUGGUGUGGAUCGAAACCACAGCCCUACCAAAGCCCCCUGAUAUGCUCUCAAUGCCAGGCUUCAAACAGCGCAUUUGCAAAGUUCUGUAAUACCUGUGGAUGUGGCAUCGAACCCCCACCAAGAAUUUCAAGGCAAAGUUCUGGAAGUGUGAUUGGAACUAUAGUUGAGAGAAGCAGCAUUCAUGAUAUGCGAGGAAGAUCAGAAAGUGCAACUUGGUUGCCUGUCUCCAUUCCUUCAACCCCAGCUGAGACAGCAGAUAAAGGUAUAUUACAGUCGAACCUCCAUGUGCGACCACCUCUCGUAAGCGACCACCUCCCGUGAGUGACCGCCAAGCAAGCUGUAAACUGAAUUUCUUUGCACCCUGAGGUCCCAAGUUAAAAAGUGAGGUGACACUACUAUCAACAGUAUUUCACUGAAAAAUGGCUAAGCCAAAAUGUCUGGAAAUUGAAAACGACAAUUUGGGACUAUAAAUAGUGUUCUUAUUAUUUUCUGUAUUUUUUCAUGACCAUUUGUAUUUUUGCUGUUUUUGUGAAUUCACGUGAUGACAUGCUUUGUCAAAUAUGUUCCCUAUAAAAUGCGGAUACUUGUUUUGGCAGCCCAGUUUGAUGCUUUUUGCCUCGUCAAUUGAUGUACAGAAAUGAAUUUUGAUAUUCAAAGUUUGUAAAGCAGUGAAGAAUGAUUUUAAUUUUGCUUAAGCAAAGUCACAUCAACUGGAAGUGGAUUUUUUGCUUUCUUGGACAUUGACUUUGCCCAAAAUUUUAGACAAAUCGUUUCUGUGAGACUAAAGAGACUUCAACAAAGUUCAAAUUAAUUUGUAAGCAUCAAGAUAAUUUAAAAGAAAAAAUGUCUCACUUCCAAUUGACGGCAACGCUCAAAAACACCUUUUCUUAAGCUCCCUAAGGUCUCUGUCUUUGUUUCGUCUUUCCCCAGCUACUUCUACAGUCGGAUUGUUCUACCCCUCUGCAACCAGCAUCCAAUCACAGUUUGAACUUGAAGCCCAGGAACGGAGUCGGCUCGAGGCUUCAAGAGACAGGAGGCCAGCACUAGCUGCUGUAAGUCCCGGUAAGGGGUUCUGGAGGCAACAGAUGGACCAUGUCUGCUCUCAUAUUCGUGCCCAUGCUCAAAACAAUCCAGAUUUCAGAUCUACCAUAGGUGAGCCAAGGCUGGGGAAGAUAAUAACCGCUACAGUUCACGAAGACUUGAAUGGAGAAGAGGUCACAUUGACCGUGACCUUCGCGCGGAGAGAUGGAAAGGAAAUGUGGAAAGAGAAAUCUAAAGCCCUCUCUUCCAGUCUGAGGGCAUUGAACCUCUCUGGAAGCAGGGAUGACUUGCAAGGGAGCAGGAGACAGACUCAAAAUGGUUUGAAAACCACAGCAAAGGGAAAGAAGCAGAAACGGAAGGGAAAAGACAGUAAUAAGGACAAACUAAGUGAAGAGGAUAAGUUACUGUUAAAAGAGAUUGGACCGAAAGGUACUUAGUUUAGUCUACUGUAUUUACUCAAUUAAGCGCCGUCCUCGAAUAAUCUUACCUUUCUUCCCCACCCCCUCCCCGCUCAUUUACUCGCGUCAUUUUUUGCGCGGUCUUUGACUCUCGUUCCUCGUUCUUUGCUCCGAAACCACAUGGAAACGCUUGCUACUCAAGCUAACCUAUUAUCGUACACGACCACCCCCCCCCCCCCCCCCCCCCCAACCGCACCCCCCCACUUUGUUUUUUGGGGGGUGUCCCCCCGGGGGUGCUUCUUUUUUUUCCCAGCAGAGAAGGUUUUAUUAAAGGAAAAAUUGUAAAAAAAGUGUUUGGGGAUGCGACAUCAAAAAAUAAAAUACUAAAAAUACCCAUGCCCCCGCCUCCAAAAAACUCCCCUUUUCUCCCCCCCCCCCCCCCCGACAUUCUCUUUGGUAAUUUUUUUUGGCGGAUUUUUCUCUCCGUGCCGCGUCUUUGUCCCCUAAACCCAUGGAAAACGUUUGCAGUCCAAGUGUACCUUUUUUCGACCACCCCCCCCCCCCCCCCCCCUCCCCCGUAAGCGACCACCAACUCUUCGUAUUUUGGGUAGUCGCUCACGGGAUGUUCUACUGUGUUUACAACGUAGGAAUGUUUAUAUGAACGUAAAUUCUGCAAAUAGGUCGUUGAGAUCGAAGUCAUCAACAUAUAAGAUUCUAAAAAUGCCGGUUAUGCCCAGCUUAGUUUGUACAUCCCAAGGUCGUUUACCAGGACCACCAGAAAACACCAUUUCUUAUGAAAGCAUUCCACAAAAUGCAGGCCCUUGUAAGCUAUUCAAUUUCGGCCAAAAGAUGUACAAAUACGCGAAAUAAACGAUCUAAGUGAUUAUUUCUUGUCUAAUUUUUCUUUUAGGGGAAGGAAGAGAAGACGAAGUGCAGAGAUUGCUUGACGAAGGAGCUAAUCCUGAGUGUGUGACAGCCGAUGGGACUCCGGCUAUCAUUGUUGCAACUGUCAACAAGCACUCAGACUGUUUUCCAUUAUUGGUAAACGCAGGCGCUAAACUGAAUGCUAAGAACAUGUCUAAAGGAAAUACUGCUUUGCAUGAAGCAGUGCUCCUUGGUGCAGAUGGACUGAAGUGUGUUGAUGCCUUGUUAGGGCUGGGAGCGCGUACCAGUGUGGCAAAUGACGCUGGACAGACGGCGUAUGACCUGGCGAUGUCAUCAGGUCUGGACAGUGUAGCUCAGAGAUUCACUUCCAGUGUGGGAGAUGAAAUGCUGCAGAAACUUACCAAGCCGAAGAAAGUGAGAUCUAUAGAUGAAGAUUUCUAGUAGGAAUAUUCAAGGGAAUUGAUAUGUUUCUUUAAGUUGUCUCAGAGUACUUUGCUUUGCUUUUUUUUUCAAGUAAGAAUACGGGAAACAACUUCUACAGAGUACGUAUUUUUUUUCUUUCGAAAAAAUGCUUAGCCUUCAGAGCAGGCGUUUAUUUUGUGGGUUUUAGGCGAGCGAAGCCAAGGCGGACAUGGAGCAAAAGAUGCGCGGAGGAAUGAGCGCGAACAAAAAACGCGUCUCUCCAAACCAC